Anneissia japonica is the source of this 2369-nucleotide messenger RNA. RefSeq names its product autophagy-related protein 23-like. NCBI's taxonomy places the organism in Eukaryota, Metazoa, Echinodermata, Crinoidea, Comatulida, Comatulidae. The record is from RefSeq and is a predicted model, not a curated record. The transcript is spliced from 11 exons. The coding region runs from base 69 to 1361 and encodes 430 amino acids.
AUAUUCAGAACUGAGCAUGCGUAAAGCGGUAAAAAUCAAACUUAACGACCAUCACAAAAAAGACAACAAUGGCAGAUGUGGUAACUGGUUUCGUUUCUGAUGAGAAACUUACUAUAUUUCGAAGGUCAUGUCAAGAAGGAUGCCAACAGCUGAAGGUUCUUUCAAAAUUUAGUGGAGACGACAGUGAAAAGAAUGAUUGUAGUACAAGGAAAGCUAAAUUAGCACUCUCUAAACAAGAAUAUAGCAAGUUGAAACCAGACUCUCAAACAUUGCAAACUAAACUACAGAUUCUUGACUUUCUCUUGAAUGUCAAUGAAGAAAACUGGCCAACACUCUCAGCCAAAGAUGAAGAAUACAGUAAGGUGCAUGAAGAGAAGAAGAAAGUAAAUAUGGAUUUAGUUGAUAUGGAAGAUGAGAUCCUAGAACUUGUGGAGAGAGCUCAAGAAGAGAGUACUGUAUUACAAGAUAAGAUAUCAACCAUGGAGCAAAAAUUAACAUCAGUUGAAUCAAAGAAGGAAAAGUAUGAAGAAAUAUACAAAUAUCAUACUGAAUGUCUUGCCAAAUGCAAGCUGAAUUCUUUCAACAAGUCUGAGAAGAUCUCUGAUGUGUUGAAACGACAGGAAGAAACAUUAACAUGUGUCGAGGCAUCGCUGAAGAAGUGCACUUCAUCAGUGAUAACAUUGCGGAGGACCAUCUCUCACUGCCAAGCCAAUUUAGAUCAAAUGAAAAGUACUGUUACAACAGGACGAAAAAUUCUACAGGCUAUUUCAGAUGAAAAUGAAGAAAAAAGGAUGAAAAUGGUUGAGAAUACAAAAUGGUGUGAGGGCUAUACAUCACUCAGCAACAAGUUGUUUCAAGUCAAGGAGAACUCAUUCUCUGGGAACUCAUGGUCUGUUGAUGUGAAGCCCUACAGUAAUCUUGAGAAUGACAAAGUCACUUUAAUUUUCAACAGAAACCAUAAUGACCCUCAUCAGUAUUCUGAUGUAAAGAUUGUGAGUGACACAUUAGACAUCAGAACAACAGCAGAAGAAGCCAUGAAAUCGAAUGAUAUAUCUUACCUGAUUCAAGAGAUCCAUAAGAAAUUCACUUCACAUAUGCCACUGGCUAAAGAGAUAAACAGUCUCAGGCAAAAGUUUGCCAUUGAUUUCUUGCAAGAUGAGAAUGUUCUAGUAUGUAUGCUUGGCAGUUGCGGUAACAUUGUAUGUAGGCUGAAAAUUGAACAAGGUUAUCCAUCCAAUGGUCGAAUUAGCCUGCAGAAGAUCACCGGUCAGCCUGAGGGGACACAGCCCAACUGUCAUCCUGCCAUGUCAAACCCCACAUUGACAGACUGGCUAGAUCAUCUACAACAAGUGCUUGCCUGAAACGUACAAGAGCCUGUUUGCCGUUACCAUUCAAGAAGAUAUGCUAACACAUGAGUCAAGAUGAAUGGGAACAGAAUAGAUCGGUUUGCAUGCAGGCAUACUGUACAUGUACUGUAGGAUAAGAAUCAAUGAAACAUUCAACUUCAUACAUAAACUAUGCAGAAAGCAGUGGAUUGAGGAUGCGUUCAGUAAUCUGCAUGUAUAGGUCGAGGCAUUCAAUAGCUCACUUGCAUAUAACAUUAUAUGAAUAAGGAUUCAUCCAUAACAUAUAGCAAGGCACUCACUGCAUCGUACGACCGUCGUCAGUGUUCUCCUGAAGCCGUUUUAACCGUCAAUUUUACCAGUAAAAAUACCUGACCAACUAGUAAAACCCUCCUCUGACAAUCUAUAAAAAAAAUCAGUUCGCGAAAUAAGGUAUAAAAAAUGUCUCGCCUAACUAAAGUAGUAAAAACAUGCAAAUAUUAUGAAUUUGCAGAAAAUGGUUCAUUUUCAGGGAGGUUAUUGCUUGCCUGCGGGAGUGCAGAAUGCCAUCAUAAUAGGAAGCUUUCAAUUGCACGACGACGGCAGAACGUAGAACAUAAUGACGUCACUAAAAGUCAUCUGCGCAUGCGAGAACAUUAAGGUCACCUCGUCGAGUAGAUUCUGGAACGCAAUUUGGCCAAAUCUACGUAUGCAGAGAACGUAGGAUCAUGCAUGAGUGAUUCCAUUCUAGCGUUGCGUCGUCGCACAAAUCGAAAGCUCACUAAUAUCCCGCAGCUUGUAGGAGAUUUGGGACCAGUACGUGUUGUAUUAAGGAUAGAUCCAUUCAAAACAUCCAACAUUGUGAAUUGUCUAAAGAUUUAUCUACACUAUCAAAUUUCAUCAAAAAAACCAUAUAUGGGCACAUCACAUUUUUUUGUCACAUAAAAUUUGAUAAUAGUGUACACAAAGCUUAGGGAUGUGUUCAAAAGCAUUUUCAUUAUAUAAUGUUGUGAGUGAAUUGUAUUAAAGUGUACAUAGCAACUUUUA